ACGUUUGGGAACAUGCAGGUCAAUUUCUCUUCAAUUGCUGAAAAUGAAACCCUUGCUGUGAAAACCGCUCGGUCUUCUUGUGGAAGGGCACACACUUCAAUAAGAAGCUCGAUCCAAAUCCGAUUGCCGAAUUAUUAGGUCCAAUUAAUUGAACGAUGAUGAAGCUCUGAUCAUCUGCAUCUGUGACUGCAACACCGUGACAUGAUGUUGACAAUGAUCAUCAUUGUGCUCAUCACUUCCUUACUCGUGGGGUUUUUCAUUGGUCCAAUCAAUGGCAGACGGCAAAGGAAGAGAGCUGUUGGGUUCUUCCAUCCGUACACCAAUGAUGGCGGUGGUGGAGAAAGGGUGUUGUGGUGCGCUGUUAGAGGCAUCCAAGAGGAGAGACACGACCUUGACUGCUAUGUAUACACUGGAGAUCAUGAAGCCACCCCGCAAUCGUUGAUGGCUCGGGCCCUUGAUCGCUUUGGGGUCACGCUCCUCUCUCCUCCAAAGGUGGUUCAUUUGUACAAGAGAAAGUGGAUUGAAGAAACCACUUAUCCACACUUUACAAUGAUUGGUCAAAGUCUGGGUUCUAUGUAUCUUGCAUGGGAGGCUUUGUGCAAGUUUACCCCUUUAUAUUACUUUGACACAAGUGGAUAUGCUUUUACAUAUCCACUUGCUCGAUUGUUUGGAUGCAAAGUUAUUUGCUAUACACAUUAUCCUACUAUUAGUUCAGACAUGCUAGCUCGUGUUCGUCAACACAGCCUGAUGUAUAAUAAUGAUGCCUUAAUUGCAAAAAGUGUUUGGCUUUCAAGGUGCAAAAUAAUCUAUUAUGCAUUCUUCAGCUGCUUGUAUGGGAUUGUAGGAUCUUGUGCACACCUAGCUAUGGUCAAUUCAUCUUGGACCAAAUCCCAUAUUGAAAAUCUUUGGAGAGUUCCAGAUCGUAUUAAGCGAGUUUAUCCUCCUUGUGAUACCUCAGGACUCCAGGUACUUCCCUUGGAACGAUCAGCAGAAGUUCCUGUACUAAUAUCUGUUGCACAAUUUCGACCAGAGAAGGCCCACACUCUUCAACUUGAGGCUUUUUCAGCUGCCAUUAAGAGAUUAGAUCCUAGCAUGCCAAAACCUAAGUUUCAAAUUGUGGGUAGCUGUAGAAAUAAAUCAGAUGAAGACAGACUUCAAAUGUUAAAAGAGAGAGCAAUUGAGCUGAAUGUGAAUGAACAUGUGGAAUUUUACAAGAAUGUAACAUACAGAGAAUUGGUGGGACUUUUAGGGGGUGCUGUUGCUGGCAUUCAUUCAAUGACUGAUGAGCAUUUUGGCAUUAGUGUUGUAGAAUACAUGGCUGCCGGUGCCAUCCCAAUUGCUCAUAAUUCUGCUGGCCCAAAAAUGGACAUUGUGUUGGAUGAAGAUGGACAGCAAACAGGAUUUCUUUCCUGCACUGUUGAAGAAUAUGCUGAUGCCAUGGUGAGAAUUGUAACGAUGUCAGAGAUGGAAAGGCUUAAGAUGGCUGCAGCUGCAAGGAGACGAGCAAGCAGGUUUUCCGAGCAGAGGUUUUAUGAUGAUUUCAAAGCUGCUAUACAUCCUAUUCUGAGUCAUAUUUCUAGACAAAAACGUAGAGGCAGCGGGAAGGAUGGAUUGAGGGUCAGUUAUGGAACUUAAAAUCAAACACCUAUGGUGUGCAAGGAAAUAGCAUAUUCUUUCACGUUUUUCUGUUUCUUGUUUUCUUUUUUAUGCUAAGGUCUCAAUAAUAACAUUAGAUGGGCAGUGUACAUUGUUAACCCCUUUGAGGCUUUGAUCA
Messenger RNA from Cajanus cajan (pigeon pea), 1774 nucleotides. RefSeq names its product UDP-Glycosyltransferase superfamily protein (gene LEW3). Gene Ontology annotation, biological process: dolichol-linked oligosaccharide biosynthetic process; protein N-linked glycosylation. Gene Ontology annotation, molecular function: GDP-Man:Man(3)GlcNAc(2)-PP-Dol alpha-1,2-mannosyltransferase activity. Gene Ontology annotation, cellular component: endoplasmic reticulum membrane. Lineage: Eukaryota; Viridiplantae; Streptophyta; Magnoliopsida; Fabales; Fabaceae. The record is from RefSeq and is a predicted model, not a curated record.